ACAUACAACUAGUAAGUUAUAAUAAUGUAGAUAUAAAAAAACAAUAAACAUUGUAAAAAUUCAAUACAUCUAGCUUCAUUAUAAAUAACAUCACUUAAUUCCUUCCUUCAAGAGCCCAAGUUGUGACAUUGAUGAUCUGUGCUGUAGCCUGAUUUUUACAAAUAAAAGAAGUAUGGGGAAAUCAACAGGUGUUGCAUCGGGUGAUAUAAUUCAUCAAGUACUCACUAAAGACAACUAUGGAAGAUGGAAAAGUGUUAUGCAAAACUAUCUGCAGGGUCAAGAUCUAUGGUACGAUAUUAUCGAGAAGAAUGUUGAUAAUGAUGAUAAACAUUCAACUACAAAGGAUCCUGAUCAUCAGACUCCUCCCAAGAAGAUGAAGGAUGGAAAAACUUUCCGUAUCUUUCAACUAUCAAAAGCCAGCUUGAAUAUUAACUUCAACAACCAAAAUGGCUUAGAGUCAAAAGCCAACCCUGAUAUUGAGCAAGGUCUUUUGGGCGUUGUCCAGAGUGUUUCAGAAGUUGAAACUGAGGUAUCAAGGAAAAUAAAGGAUGCAAAAGCUUUGCAUAUCAUUCAACUAUCAUGUGGACGAGAGAUUGUUGAUGACAUUAUUCAUUUUGAUUCAGCCAAAAAAGCCUGGAAUCAUUUGAGUGAACAAUUCGACAAAGAUCAGUCAAAAUCAGCCGGAAGAUAUGCUUCACAAGACUUGGACGAUAGCUUUGGUCAACAACAUAAAGAACUGUUCAGGAUAGUUACGAGAGGUGGUUUUAUUGAAAACAUCAUUAAUUUGAUGAAACCUGACCUAUGUAUAACCUCACCAACAUCAGGUAGAACACUUCUUCACGUUGCAGUAAUCGCAGGAAAUGUGGAGAAUGUGAAAAUAUUAAUGACAGAAGGGAGGGAAAGGUUACUACUCAUGCAAGAUAAAGAUGGUGACACAGCUCUUUCUCUUGUUGCUCGUUAUACCGGAAACACCGAUAUGGCAAAGUGUUUGGUUGAGACAAAAAACGGGUCUGGUGAAAAGCUGUUGAAUAUGCAGAACAAGGAUAAAGUUAUCCCUAUUCUUAUGGCUGCUGCUAAUGGACACAAAGAUCUCACUUCCUAUCUUUACAUUCAAAUGUGUCCAAAAAAAAAUCUUUACUCACAAACAACCUACACAUCAAAAGUGUUCGAUGGAACCGAUUCACAGUAUCGUAUUUUGCUUCUUUCACUGUGUAUCACUGCUGAAAUAUUUGAUGUGGCUUUGAAAUUACUCAAGCGUUACAAAGACCUACCGAAGGAAUCAUUAUCAUUAUACAACUUCUCCAUCAUCUCAAAGUUGCUGAGGGAAUCGUUAUCAUUACCUAAGUUGGAUUCAAACCAGAAACCCGCCGUACCUGAUAAAUUCUCAGCCUUAGUUGCAUUGGCUAAAAUGCCUUUGGCUUUCCCGAGUGGCUACCAAUUCAGUCGUUGGGAACAAUUAAUUUACGAUAUUUUGAGCGUAGAAAAGGAAUUCAAGGUUAAAUAUGAAAUUCCUGACAUCGCAAUCAUCGUUCGAAGGGUAACAAAUAUCACAGUUGAUAAUGACCAAAGACCGCUAAAGACUUCUUCUGUAGUUCGGAUUGGCUUUGGCAGACAUGUUUUGAAUUCUCUUCUCCUUGUAAUGCAUUAUGGUCAUGGAAUAUUCUACGGAAUUGCAUACUUGUUCAUUCAAAGUUUCAAAUUCCUGAAUAUCUUUGGAGUUAGAAGAAUAUAUGGCAUGAAAUGUACCCAUUAUGAAGUUAUAGGAAUAUUGAAUUACUUCUGCCAAAGUAUUGGUGAAUUUAAUGAUUUACAGCUCCAAAAGGAUUCAGAUGAAGGCAUGUUGCAUGCAGCUCAACAUGGAAUAAUUGAGUUCAUAAAUGCAAUGAGAAAGGCUAACCCUGAAUCGCUAGAAGCUGUUGAUAGAUGCAAUAGAGGCAUAUUUUCUUAUGCAGUUUUGCAUCGUAAACAAAAUGUGUUUCAACUCAUACAUUAUCUUCAUGGACGGAAAGAGAUAUUUAGAUAUCAUAAAGAUAAGUUUAACAAUAACUUGUUGCACUUGGCAGCCCAGUUAGGUCCUUCAUCUGAUCGUGAUACUAGAUCUGGUGCUGCUCUACAAAUGCAAAGGGAAUUUCAAUGGUUCAAGGCAGUGGAGAAAGUUGUGCAUCCCAAGUUUAAGGAAGCCAAAAAUGUCGAUGGUAAAAAGCCUCACGAAAUAUUCACCGAAAACCACGAUGAGCUAGUUAAACUUGGAGAGAAAUGGGCAAAAGACACAGCAACAUCUUUUACAAUUGUAGGUACUCUUAUCACUACCAUCAUGUUCGCCGCAGCCUUUACAGUCCCGGGUGGAAACGAUCAAGACACUGGUUUGCCUAUCUUCUUGCAUGACAACAUAUUCACUACAUUCCUCAUAGCAGAUGCAUUUUCUCUCUUCACAUCUGCCGCUUCUGUAUUGAUUUUCAUUGGUAUUCUUACAUCGCGUUAUGCAGAGAAUGAUUUUCUCAGGAGUUUGCCUUGGAAGUUAUUGUUUGGUCUUUGGUUCCUUUUUCUCUCUGUUUGUUCCAUGAUAGUUGCAUUUUGUGCUUCUAUUACUAUGAUCUUAAAGGGAUAUCGAACCUAUAAGUGGUUCAUUGUAGGACCAACCUUGUCACUUGGGAGUAUUCCUAUUAUGGUUCUUGUAGUAUCGCAGUUGCGCCUCAUGUAUGAAAUUCUUCACUCUACAAGGAAGAAUCCCAUUAGCAGUAUCAGAAACUGAUGACAAUGUAUGUGCUUGAAAAUAUGCUUACUUCCACAUAAGUUUAUUUACUCAUGAGAGAAUGAUUGAGAUUCUAACUA
Molecule: messenger RNA, 2832 nt
Organism: Trifolium pratense (red clover)
Lineage: Eukaryota; Viridiplantae; Streptophyta; Magnoliopsida; Fabales; Fabaceae
Exons: 9
Coding region: 173-2752 (859 amino acids)
Molecular function (GO): protein binding
Source: RefSeq, a predicted model, not a curated record